CCACGCCCCACCAUUCCUUCCACCGCAAAUCAACCGCCCCGACCCGAUUAACCCUACCUUCCGCUCGAUUCCACUCCCCUUCCCUCCUCUUCUCCCCCCGCCCGCUCCUCGGGUCCGGAGCCAGCAGCGGAGCACCGAGACAGCAAUGGCGGCCGCGCUGAGGAGGGCCGUCGCGCAGCGCUUCGCGGCGGCGCCGCAGCAGGCCUACGGGACGCCCCGCCGCUUCAUGCAGGAGCGCCCCGCCUUCCGCCCCGCCGUGCCCCCGGACGUGGGAUUCAUGCCCCUCGCCGACCGGAUCCGCGACCACCUCGGCGUCUCCUUCCCGCGCAUCAACCUCGACGGCCUCGUACCCCCCGCCCCGGCCCGGCCCCAGCCGCCACCAACGAGGGAGGCCGCCGCGGUCGUGGGCAGCCUCACGGUGGAGGAGGCGCGGAAGGUGCUGCGCGCCACGCAGAUGGAGGCGGCGCGCGCGCGGGUGCGGGCCUCCCGCGAGGGCACCGUGCCCUACGCGGAGUACCUGCGCCUCUGCUGCGACGCCGCGGGCGCCGACGACGGGCCCUCCGUCGCGCGCGCGCUCGACGAGUCCGGAUCCGUCAUUGUGCUCGGCAGGACCGUCUUCCUCAGGCCCGAAAUGGUUGUGAAAGCAAUUGAGAAGGCCAUACCCAUUCCGCGAGGGCUAUCUGUUGCUGAGAAUCACCCCGCAAGGGAGGAGCUGAAGGCCAUGGAGGCCCAGAAGGUAGACAUCGACCGCAUGGCGACGCGCCAGGUGCGGCGGGAGCUGUGGGGAGGGCUGGCUGCCCUAGCCCUCCAAACGGCCGGCUUCAUGAGGCUCACAUUCUGGGAGCUCUCCUGGGACGUCAUGGAGCCCAUCUGCUUCUUUGUGACGUCCACGUACUUCAUGGCCGGCUACGCCUUCUUCCUCCGGACCAAGAGGGAGCCGUCGUUCGAGGGCUUCUUCCAGAGCCGUUUUGCGGUGAAGCAGAAGCGUCUGAUGAAAGCCCGGGAUUUUGAUGUCCGCCGGUACAGCGAGCUCCGGCGAGCCUGUGGCCUCCCGGCCCUACAUCCUCAGAGCCCCUGCGCGUCGUCGCAGGAGAGCCACCACCAUUGCCAUUCUCACUGCCAUUGUGAUUGAUGUGUUGCUUGGAAUUUUUUAUGCCCAUUUGAUGUGGCUGCUGCUGCUGCUUCAUGUACCGUUGUGGAAUGUGGAUGCGAAGCAUACUCAUUGACGAGAUCA
Triticum urartu is the source of this 1234-nucleotide messenger RNA. RefSeq names its product chloroplastic calcium uniporter protein. Gene Ontology annotation, biological process: calcium import into the mitochondrion; mitochondrial calcium ion homeostasis. NCBI's taxonomy places the organism in Eukaryota, Viridiplantae, Streptophyta, Magnoliopsida, Poales, Poaceae. Gene Ontology annotation, molecular function: calcium channel activity; uniporter activity. Gene Ontology annotation, cellular component: uniplex complex. The record is from RefSeq and is a predicted model, not a curated record.